AUGCGCCAGGACUAUAUGUUUAUGCCCCGUGCGACAUACGCGGUUCGACCCACAACAAUUGCAAAGGGCAACAAGGUCUUUCUACUUGUGGGGGGCUAUCAUAAGAAGUAUGAUCCUUCAUCGAAGAAGUGGACUAAAGUCUCACAGGGUCUUGAUUUGCUCGUGGGUGAGGCCACGCAAGAUAAAGUCAUUCAAUGGGGCGAACCCACCUCGCUUGUACCACAGAUCGAACCAUCUGCUAAACAACGUGGCCUGGACCAGUUUGUUGGUGGUGGUGGCUCGGGCGUUGUGAUGGAGGAUGACACGUUUGUGUUUGCUAUGACGGCGAGGAGGACCGGAGACAAGAGAAAACGAAACUGCCUCCAUGAUCACUUAUUCGAAGGACGACGGCAAAAAAAAAAAAAUGGCAAGCAUGAUGGUGGGAAAGUGGACACGUCCGCAUCCUAUUAUGAUCCCAAUGCUCGCAAAACGUCGGGCAGGGAGAGGAGGGAGUGCUUUUAA
Molecule: messenger RNA, 501 nt
Organism: Trypanosoma rangeli
Lineage: Eukaryota; Euglenozoa; Kinetoplastea; Trypanosomatida; Trypanosomatidae
Product: group II trans-sialidase superfamily
Exons: 1
Coding region: 1-501 (166 amino acids)
Source: RefSeq, a predicted model, not a curated record